AUGCCCUGUAACUGGAUCGCGUCUGGUGAUGCUAUCCCCAAAUCUGGCCAGGACCGCGACAGGAUCGCCGAGGGGGCGGGCGUGAUCGGAUUCGAGCUGAAAAGGAUGCGGGUGUGGGACGACUUUGCGUGCGCCUCUGACUAUGCCCACAUCGAUAAGGUCAAAGCAUGGCAGCAGUACGCAGCAGCGACGGCGGUAGCGUGUGGGAAAGCGUUUCUAGACUUCUGGGUGCCUCUGCUACCAAAUGCGCAACAUCCCGCUAGAGUUCCGGACAGCCUCUCACCUGAGUUUUCAGCUGAGUGA
Messenger RNA from Neoarthrinium moseri, 303 nucleotides. RefSeq lists its product as uncharacterized. Gene Ontology annotation, biological process: nucleoside metabolic process. Gene Ontology annotation, molecular function: catalytic activity. Bases 1 to 303 code for a protein of 100 amino acids. The transcript has a single exon. Lineage: Eukaryota; Fungi; Ascomycota; Sordariomycetes; Amphisphaeriales; Apiosporaceae. The record is from RefSeq and is a predicted model, not a curated record.